Molecule: messenger RNA, 1336 nt
Organism: Uloborus diversus
Lineage: Eukaryota; Metazoa; Arthropoda; Arachnida; Araneae; Uloboridae
Product: acidic mammalian chitinase-like
Biological process (GO): chitin catabolic process; carbohydrate metabolic process
Cellular component (GO): extracellular region
Molecular function (GO): chitinase activity; chitin binding
Source: RefSeq, a predicted model, not a curated record
CUGCAGUGAUUUCUUAGCGUUGCUGAAAAUUGGACAGGGACGCAGGACAACAUGUAUCUCAAAGAACUUUGCCUGGUGCUGCUGGUGUCAGCAGCUUUUGUUUCAGCUGUCAGUAGAGACCGCAACAACAAGAAGUACAAAGUCGUUUGCUAUUUGGGCAGCUGGGCCAACUAUCGUCAUGGCGAUGGAAAGUUUUUGAUUGAGCACAUUGACGCCAACCUCUGCACCCAUCUGAUCUACGGUGCUUUCGAGAGAUUCAACAACUUAAAGAACAACAAUCCUCAUCUCAGCACUUUGAUUGCCAUCGGAGGAUGGAACGGAUCGACCAAGUACUCUCAGAUGGCCUCCAAUCCUUCUUCCAGGGCUGAAUUCGUGAAAAGUGUCGUCGAUUUCUGCCUCAAGUACAACUUCGAUGGAUUGGACUUUGAUUGGGAAUAUCCAGCCAAUCGUGGAGGAGCCCCAUCUGACAAACAGAACUUCGUCACGCUACUGAAGGAACUGAAAGAAGCUUUCGCCCCUCACGGUCUAUUGCUGUCAGCUGCUGUUUCUGCUGGUAAGAACACCAUUGACACAGCAUACGACAUUCCAGGAGUCGCCAAAAGAGGGCCUGAAGAUUAUGCCAUCAAUUAUUGGAUUAAGAACGGAGCUCCCAGGAACAAGAUUAUUCUAGGCAUGGGUCUUUAUGGAAGAUCCUUUACUCUCGCCGACCAAUCAAAAACCGGUAUUGGAAGUCCAACAACUGGACCAGGAAGAGCAGGACCAAUGACCAAGGAACCCGGAAUGCUCGGAUACAAUGAAAUAUGCUUAGAUGUGAAGAAUAACGGUUGGACGGAAGUUUUUGCUCCCACAAUUGAAGCCCCAUAUGCAUAUCAAGGCAACCAGUGGGUAGGAUACGAUAAUAAGAAGAGCAUUGAAAUCAAGGUGGACUAUGCCAUCAAGAACCAGCUUGGUGGUGGUAUGGUCUGGUCUUUAGAAACCGACGAUUUCAGGGGUAAAUGUUUCGGGGAGAAAUAUCCUCUUCUUUCCACCAUUUUCAAAAAGCUGAAUGGUGACGUCGUACGUCCACCCCCUGAAGGUACCACCAAGGGUCCUCAGCCAACAGUGGAUCCAGGCAUUGGCUUCAGAUGUACCUCAGAAGGAUACUUCCCCGAUCCGAGUAAUUGCGAGAUCUUCUACUUUUGCGCCAAAGUUGGCAGCGAAUUCGCCAAGCAUACUUAUCAUUGCGGCGAAGGCUCUGGUUUUGAUCCGAAUACAUCUACAUGUAAUUUUAAGGAUCAAGUACCUAACUGCAAGUAAAGAAGUAGAUUGUUGGAAUAAAGAGAUUAAAAUCUGUUAA